AUGCAGGCGACGCAAGACUCGCGCUGCCCCGAGUGCCAUGACGCGUGCCGCAUCAUUGCCCGCUUCUGCCCGUCGUGCGGCGCCAAGAUGCCGAGCGCGAUCUUGGCCAACAAACGCUUGGCUCCACGCAUCGAGAAACUUCAGCCGCCGCCACCCAAGCUCAUCAAUGGCAAGAAAAAGCAAUCGAAAAAGCGACCUAUCGUGGCCUUGAACCCUCUACUGAUUGCUGCGCCAGCUAUCGAGCCUAACAACCAAAGCUCCGUGCUGGACCCGCCUGCCAAGCCAGCGAGAAAGGACGUCGUCGCCGCGGUGGCACGCGUUCCUGCCGCAAUGCGAAGAGGCGUCAAGCAUGACCGAGGAAAGUCCGAGCACCCCGUCGAAGGGUGGAUGCGACGCCUUCAAGAGCUCUUGGCCAAGCUCAAGUCGGUGGACCGUUCAUCGUCGUCGUCUCCGUCCACGUCGCCAAAGAAGGCGCUCUCAAGGGCACAAAAAACGCUGCUCGAGCACACGUGGGUGUCGCUGCACACGGAAUUUGACGUGCAUUUUCUCCACGAACCGACCCUCUCGCCCGAUCUUCGCGCGGAAUGCGCGCGGCUCUUGACGCAUGCGCAGACAACGCUGAGCCGCCUCGCGAUCAAAGAGCCCAAGGAAGAGGCGCCGGGUGUUGUCGUCGUCAAGGUCGACGGCGCGCUCAUGCGGUUCAAGAGCCGAUCGGUGCCUGUCAAGCCUAGUAUAUCCGUUGAGUCGGCUCUGGCGUCAACGGUGCCAAUGCCGCUGCGGCCGACAACGAUGAGCUCCGUCGCUGAGCCUGUGCAACCGCGACACACAAUGUUUCUACGACGUGACCCGAUGCACAUGUACACAAGGGCAUACGCUUUGCAGAGCGAAGCACGCGUUCUCGUGAGUCUGUACGAAAGCGACGCGACAACCAACGCGCUACGCGUGCGCAUCUACGAGCCGCAACGCGCGACAGCCCAGGACCUCUUCCUCAGCGCCACCGACCUCCAGCGGCUUGCAUCGCCACCACUCUAUUUGAAGCGAGAUCUUCCAAGUGCCUCUGUUGUCGGUCUCGCCCAUUGGUCCAUGUGGUUUGACACGGUCCUUCGUCCCCGCCUGCGCGCCAGCGUUCGCCAUCACUGGCACAUUCGAUUUCCUUGCGUCUACCGAGCGUCAUCGGUGCUCUAUUAUAAAGGCGGCGACAGGCCGUUUCGGUGUCUCCUGGCCAUGCACGUGACCAUCGAGUACCAUCUCGAAGUUCGCGCGUUUGACGUUUGCGCCAACGUCCUCCACAAGACGAUCGUGCCGGUGAGUCACUUGCAGACCGCAUCAUCGUCGACGUUCCCGUUAGAUGUCCUGGAACCCUACAAGUGGCCAUCGCUCUUUGAAGCGCUCGUGCGGCAGCUCUACAUAGAGCACACCACCAACGGGUAUGAGCUCGUCUUUGCGGGUCUUGCACCAUGUGGGCGGGUCGUCGCCACGGCGGCGCCAAUGCACACGGCGUGGGCUACGUUCCUCGACGACGAGCACAAGCGCUUGUCCCGAUUGCGGGAGCAGUGCGCGCAGCUCGCGGCGUCGGUGGCUUUACGCCGGGCGACCCAGCGCGCUGAAAACGACAUGAAGGCGCGCAUCCGCCUCUUCCAAUCGAACGUGUGCACGCGUAUUCAACGCCAUUGGCGGGGCUACCGCGGCCGCCGUCGCUUCCGAAACGUCCUGUACGACCGAGCGCUUACGCUUUGUGCGUGGGGCGCCGUGCCGGCAACGAUGCUCUGCACGCAGCCUCCGUUCGACGUCUUUCGAUGGUUCCAAGACCCGACGACGCUCGUCGUGCACGCGGUGCCAGUAUCAACGUUGCCCAAGGCCUCGCUCCUUCUACAGCCGCGUCCAUCGGCGCUAUCGAUUGCGUGCAGCACGCGCAUGCGAACGCCGUACGACAUGCAUCGCUGGGUCGCAUCGAAGGCGCUGCUCACGCUACGGCUCACGUGCGCCGCCGUCAAGAUCCAGUCGCACUUCAAGCGACUCUACUGCGUGCGGGCCAAGGCGCGCCGCCGCCCGGCCUCGCUGCGCUGGGCGAGGCGCAUCCGGGGCACACCGGUGCUCCUGCGCCUGCGCGUGCUCGACUCGGGCGAUGGCCUCGUGUCCGUGUUCGUCCCAUCAACAAGCCUGCUCGCUGAGCAAGUGGUGCCACAGGACAGGCUCGUACGUGGCGCCGCCUCGAUCGCGAAUGCCAUCGACCUCUUCUACUCGGCGCAAAGCCGCGUCGUUACCUUCCGUGUGCUUCCGUAG
Molecule: messenger RNA, 2283 nt
Organism: Saprolegnia parasitica CBS 223.65
Lineage: Eukaryota; Oomycota; Saprolegniomycetes; Saprolegniales; Saprolegniaceae
Exons: 11
Coding region: 1-2283 (760 amino acids)
Molecular function (GO): protein binding
Source: RefSeq, a predicted model, not a curated record